Messenger RNA from Clonostachys solani, 1770 nucleotides. Lineage: Eukaryota; Fungi; Ascomycota; Sordariomycetes; Hypocreales; Bionectriaceae. The record is from the annotation of a GenBank genome assembly.
AUGCCAUACUUGCAUUGGGAUGAAGAAGAGGCAUAUAUCGAAAGGAAUACUGUCAUUGAAAACCGCGAUAGACGCAUAAAUGCUACCUGGACUAACGAACAAAAACUACUACAUCAAUAUGUCUACGCUGAAGGAAGUCAUCCUCUUCACUUAAUGCACACUAGAAGAACCUUGGAUCAAUUCUACUACCACUCGCUAAAAAGUACGAAGAAAAGAGACCGAGACCAAGCCGUCUCUCGAUAUCAAGCCGCCAAUUUUCCAACCGAUCCGAAAAUUAUGGCGGUGACAGACCAACUAUGGCUUUGGGUUCUUGUAGGUCCUUCAAAGAGAGCCCAGGCAGUCAUUUCAUGCUUCCCGAGCAGGCAGACUUUGGAGCCUCGCACCAAUAGAUCUCUAGAUCCCAAUGGGAAGACCGACAUCUUGCAUAAAAUCAAACUUUAUCUUCUGCAAGAGCCUCGAGCUGUGAAGAAUCCUUAUGACCUGGUCGGAGUGAUUACCAGCAAGUGCUCUGGAGCAUUCUUAGACUCCUCCAAUCCCCCUAGAGGCUUACAGUUUGCGGAGGUAUAUGAGAGCUCUAUUAGUAACAUUAUGAAUGAAGAGGCCGAGCUCUUUGAUGAUUUCAACACCGCAUUAGACUUGCGCUCCACGGAUACGGCCGUGACUCAAGAAAUGUUAGAAACGCUGAGAGAGUUGCAGUCCCAUACUUGGUUUAGCCAGAAUCGUACUCUUGAGCUCAGAGAGACGCUAAGAAAGUACUAUGAUUUCACAGAAGCUCAGGAAAUUGCCAUGGAUAAGGUUAUUAAUACCAUGAUCAAAGAUCCAGGGCCAGAAUUCGCCGUCAAAGCCACCAGGUUCCUACAGAAGCUCAUUUUACCCAGCAUUCUUGAUAUUACUCGAGAAAUAGGACUGUUACGCCAAAUCAAAGACAUCCAGGAUGAACUCAACAUUAUGUCUAUGGUGUUCGAGAAUCAGAGACUCGUACUAGAGAAAAUGGAGAGAAUAGGUCGCUCAAUGCAAUCAUCGACUUUGGAGCCAGCGCCCAGAACUGCCAACGACUUGGCAUCGACCGACCCCAAUGAACAAAUUCAUGAGAAUAAAAACCUUGAAAAGGAUUCGGAUUCGGAUCUCUAUGAUGCACCGGAUUGCACGGAUGAUCGAUUAAGUCUCAAUCUGGAGAAGUCAGAGACCGGAACGCACAAAGGCCACAUUCACAUUCAAAGACCCAAUUCACAGGGCAAUAUAAACCUUAUGAGCAACAACGAUAUACCUGCCACCCAAUCAGCCGAUAGGGACAUCUAUAAUGGCGACAUCUGGGGGGCCAGCCAUAGUCCACCAAAUUCCAGUUUUCCGUUACGCGUGGUCCUGCAAUGCGCUGAAGACGUAGAGAUGAUGAUUCAACGCACGGAGAGGACUUACAAAGCUCUAAAUUUCCUUGUUGACUUGAAGCAGAAGCAGAGUAAUGUGAUAGACGCCCGAGCAACUCGCAUUCAAGCACAAGCCUCCUUCAAAAUGGCAGUAGAGUCUGAGAAACAGGGUAAGACUCUGAUGCUAUUCACGGUUGCCACUAUUGUUUUUCUGCCGUUGUCUUUUAUGGCUGCAUUCUUUGCUAUCAAUAUCACCGAGUUCGAGCGCGAUGCGGGUGGAACUCUAGGGCUGGGCUAUGUCUCAGCGACAAUGUUCCCGGUUUCCUUCACGAUCUCCGCUAUUUUCAUUACUAUUGCGUUUAAAGCGCAUAGCUUCAAGGGAAUCCUGAAAUGGCCAAUGAAAUAG